AUGGGGAUCCUCCUAUCGCCACCUCCCUACUGGGACACCACCACAGCUUACAUGGCCAUAACUGUGUUGCCUGAUGAAGAGCAGAAUUUGAAUCAUUAUGUACAAGUUUUACAGAACCUGAUAAUGAGUGUUCCCACCAGGGAUCAGGGCUCUGGGGAAAAGUCAAAGCCCUCAGGAACUGUGGAAGUUGCAGAACCGAGGUCCUCGCCUGAGCUGAUGCACACCCCCGAAGUUACCCCUGAGAACGACGGUCUGAUCAGGCCCAUCAGCGAGGAAAAGACAACUUUCCCUUCUAGCGGCUUCACGCUGGGAAUAGAGAGGAGAAAAAAAACCAAAAGUACAGCGUUCUGGUCCAUCCGGCCAAAUAACGUUUCUGUUGUUUUACACGCGGAUGAACCGUAUAUUGAGACAGAAGAGCCAGAGCCGGAGCCGGAGCCAGAACCCCAGUCUAGGCCAACGAUAGUGCCUGAGUAUGAGUCAGAGGCGGAGCUGGAGCAUGGAACCCUGCAAGAGCCAGAUCUAGACGACCAGGUAGAGUUAGACACACAGCAAAACAGGAUGCAAACGGAGGUCCAGAGUAUGACAUCCAUGGUUUCCCAGCCAUGGUCGGCAACUGCACAUGUCACCAUAACAACCAGAACCACCAGCAACUUGGAUAGCUCCACAGACUCUGAGGAUGUGCCCCAGCUCUCAGGCCAGACGGAAACCGAGAACUUAGAAGACUUCUCUGGACGCCACUCCCUGAGUCCGAGAUAUGAGGACAUUUUGAGAAAAAUUUCCAAUAUUAAUGUAGAAAUUCAGCGGGGGCCUCUUGGAGACGGCAACAACCCCGAGUACAAAGAAUAUAUCAAGGCCUCCAAGGAGCACCUGAAACGGAGCCUGGCCCUGGCCGCAGCCGCCGAGCACAAGUUAGAACAGAUGUACAGUUCUCGUGUCUUCCAGGAGGGAGAGACCAGCGAGUCCGUUGAUGACAUGGAAACGGUUAUCAACAUGCUGUACAAUUCCAGGUCCAAGUUGCCGGAGUAUUUAAAUAGUAAGCGUAUCCCAUCAGAGCUGAGAGAAAAGGCCACUGUCGUGAUUGGUGUGUUGAAAAAACUAUUAUGUGUAGAUCAGGUAGAAACGCAACGCCUUAUUAGGAAGCUGUUAAGCAAUAAUAUGAAAAUCCUAAAUAUCCUUGAUGUCCCAUGA
Molecule: messenger RNA, 1188 nt
Organism: Chionomys nivalis (European snow vole)
Lineage: Eukaryota; Metazoa; Chordata; Mammalia; Rodentia; Cricetidae
Gene: Spesp1
Product: sperm equatorial segment protein 1
Exons: 2
Coding region: 1-1188 (395 amino acids)
Biological process (GO): acrosome reaction; fusion of sperm to egg plasma membrane involved in single fertilization
Cellular component (GO): acrosomal vesicle
Source: RefSeq, a predicted model, not a curated record